AUAUCGGUGCAUCAGUGCUGCCAGAAAUCUCUGAACAUAAUGGAUCAACAGCGGAUCAAGGCCUAUAAGAUUGCCUCGUAUUCAGCAAUAACUUUUUCGGUGAUUGCCGUACUGUCAGUGUGUAUUGCUUUACCAAUGAUACACAGUUAUGUUACAAAUUUACAAGCUCAAAUGGCUAACGAAUUAGCUUUCUGUCAUAAUUCAGCCAGAGAUAUUUGGACUGAAGUUGGUGUGCUAAAACGUUACGAGGUAACUACAAACAGGACUGCUCGACAGGCAUAUAACUGCGACGAGUGCUGCUCUGGCGGUGAACCAGGACCGAAAGGACCGCCUGGACGUCCUGGAAAGCCUGGGAAACCAGGAGCUCAGGGGCCACCAGGAAAACCUGGAAAACCCAAUACCGAGCCAUGUGUACCAUUGACUCCCCCGCCAUGCAAACCAUGUCCAGCUGGUCCAGCUGGCAUACCAGGUUUACCAGGACCUGUGGGCGACCAAGGGCCAGAUGGACUUCCAGGAUUGGAUGGACCUGACGGUCCUCCUGGCCCGCCAGGUCCAGUUGGCGAACCAGGUUUACAAGGACUGCGAGGUAUGAUGGGUCAAAUGGGUGAGAGAGGAGAAGACGGAGUCUACGAACAUAUUAUGGGUGAACAAGGACCACCUGGUGAUGUUGGACCCCCAGGUCCUCAGGGACCACAAGGGCCGCCAGGACCAUGUGGACCUCCUGGACCUCCUGGACCUCCAGGACAAGCAGGUCCGGAUGGCGAACCAGGCCAAGAUGGACCUCCAGGCCCUCCAGGAGCAAUGGGAGCUCCUGGCGAAGAUGGCGGAAUCUGUCCAACAUAUUGUGCAAUAGACGGUUCAGCCACAUACGAAGACGGUUAG
Molecule: messenger RNA, 882 nt
Organism: Enterobius vermicularis (human pinworm)
Lineage: Eukaryota; Metazoa; Nematoda; Chromadorea; Rhabditida; Oxyuridae
Source: the annotation of a GenBank genome assembly